Molecule: messenger RNA, 987 nt
Organism: Paramecium tetraurelia
Lineage: Eukaryota; Ciliophora; Oligohymenophorea; Peniculida; Parameciidae
Exons: 4
Source: RefSeq, a predicted model, not a curated record
AUGACACACAAACCAUCACAUAACCCAGCUCUAUUUGAUUAGUAUAUUUAAUACGAUGGUCCUGAGGGAGAAGGAUUUAGAAUUGCGUAAUCCGAUAGCUCAACCGACAUUUAUAUUGUUGAUGAUUAUGGUGGUUGGGUAGACAAAGAAUUAAAUUACUAUGACAGAGAUGGAGAACCUGCUGGCUAUUUCGAUUAAGAUUACAACUUCUAUGAUAUGAAUGGGUACAGAAUCCCUGGUGGAUACAAGGGAGGAAAAACCAUUGAAAGAGAAAUCAAGAAAAAGUAAAAAUACCUAGAUAGUGUUCCAGACAACUCUAAACAAAAGUUUGUUGUUGAAAUCCAAAAUCUACCCCCAAAUACAGUACCCAUCCAAAUCAUUAAUUAUAUUUUGGAAAGAUGCAAUUUGAAACAGGGUGAAAUUGAAGAGUGCAAAAAAGUAUAGAAAUAAGCUACCAAAGGGUAUGUGGUUGUUACUGGGGCAGACAAAGUCUAGAAAUUGUUGAUUUUGGAAGGCAGAAAAUUUAGAUUGCAAGAAAAAGAUGGCAAGUAUACAAGCAAUGAAAUUCAAAUCUUUGUCAGAGAGGCCAAAUUCAAUAACGGAAAGCAAUUUUCAAAUAAUUCCAACUAUUCCAAAAACAAUCAACAGGAAUAAGUAGAAUAGGAAGAUGAUGGAUAUAAGAUAGCCUUUGAAAAUCUGGAUUCUAAAAAAACUAAUCAAGAAUUCAUCAAUUGGAUUGUUAGUCAAACCAACUGCAAAAUCGACGAAUUUGAAUUAAAAAGACCCAACUAAAAACCUUCAGGGUAACUCCUUUUAUAGAAUGAAAAUCUUAUGUAUUUAAUUUUGAAGUAAAACGGAAGACAAUUUGGCGAUUCCCCUAUUACCUUUAAACAAAUAUCUAAAUAAUGAGAUUUUGAAGAUUGAAAAGUCAUGUGCACGUGUGAUAUAUAAUACAGAUAAAUAAUAAUUAUAAAAAUAAUAUCAUAA